Messenger RNA from Saprolegnia parasitica CBS 223.65, 795 nucleotides. RefSeq lists its product as hypothetical. NCBI's taxonomy places the organism in Eukaryota, Oomycota, Saprolegniomycetes, Saprolegniales, Saprolegniaceae. The record is from RefSeq and is a predicted model, not a curated record. The coding region runs from base 1 to 795 and encodes 264 amino acids. The transcript has 3 exons.
AUGGCCUGCCGCUUCGACGUCGACGGCAACUACAUUGGCGCACCACCACCGACGCCGGCGCCAGGAGCGCUGCCGUCGGUCGAAGACCUUCUGUGUACACCGUCGUACUUUGUCGCCAAGUACGCGCGUCUCGCCCACGAAGCACAGGUGCUCCUCGCGGUCGCCGACGCUGGCGCCGCGCUGGACGUGCUCUUUGGGUACACCACGGAGCAGGUCGCCGACUACAAGCGCUGCUACGCGCUAGCACAGGCUGCGAAAGGACGCAUUGCAGACACGUUUUGCGUGCCUGAGUACGUCAUGCGGGCGACGGCCCUCGACAAAGUGGAGGCGAAUCUGCGACUGCUGGAUACGCGGGUCCGCGCCGAGCUCGCAACGCUCGAUGCGCUGCGCGAGAAGCUGCAGGCACUUGCCGAUAUGAACCACAACGUCGCGCAGCAGCUUGAGAUUGCGGGCGCGCACAGCCUCGCGGACGCCAAGGGCCAUUUGGCGACGAUCGAGACCAUUCUUCUCGAGCGCCUCGAGAUGCUAGUGAGCGGCAAGAUCCCGCUCGUGCAUUUCUUUGGGGAUGCGUGCUGGCCAGCGUUCGCGACCGGACUCGCGUCGCACCCAGCCCAAGAGAACAAUUUUCAGGAGAGCAGCGACGUUGCAGAGACAGAGUUCCACGCCAAAGCGCCCGACCACCUCCCGCCGUCCUCUCUGUCGUCGAUCUCGAGCAUGACGCCAAACGCACCCCGCGAAGACGACGCUAGCAGCGGCUCGAUGACGGUCAUGUCGGGCUCGGAAAGUCUGGAGUGA